Messenger RNA from Thlaspi arvense, 2805 nucleotides. Lineage: Eukaryota; Viridiplantae; Streptophyta; Magnoliopsida; Brassicales; Brassicaceae. The record is from the annotation of a GenBank genome assembly.
AUGUCUGUAUCCAUGAGAGAUUUGGAUCCAGCGUUCCAAGGAGCUGGACAGAAAGCUGGUAUUGAGGUAUGGCGUAUAGAGAAUUUCCGCCCUGCACCCAUUCCAAAGUCUUCUAUUGGGAAGUUUUUUACCGGAGAUUCUUACAUAGUGUUGAAGACAACGGCGUUAAAAACUGGUGCAUUGCGCCAUGAUAUCCAUUACUGGCUUGGCAAAGAUACCUCUCAGGAUGAAGCCGGGACUGCUGCAGUUAAAACAGUUGAAUUAGAUGCUGCCCUUGGAGGUCGUGCAGUUCAGUAUCGGGAAGUUCCGUUUGCUCGGAGUUCUUUAAACCAUGACGACAUUUACAUUCUCGACACAAAGUCCAAGAUUUUUCAAUUUAAUGGAUCAAAUUCAAGUAUCCAAGAGAGAGCAAAAGCAUUGGAAGUGGUUCAGUACAUCAAAGAUACUUACCAUGAUGGCACAUGUGAAGUUGCUACAGUUGAGGAUGGGAAACUUAUGGCUGAUGCUGAAAGUGGAGAAUUUUGGGGUUUCUUUGGUGGGUUCGCUCCGCUUCCUAGAAAAACAGCUAAUGACGAAGACAAAACUUACAGUUCCGAUAUCACAAAGCUAUAUUGUGUGGAGAAAGGACAGGCAAAUCCCGUUGAAGGUGACUCGUUGAAGAGGGAAAUGCUGGAUACAAACAAGUGUUACAUUCUUGAUUGUGGAAUCGAAGUGUUUGUUUGGAUGGGAAGAACCACUUCUCUUGAUGAUAGAAAAGUUGCGAGUGGAGCAGCAGAAGAAAUGAUCCGUUCAUCUGAACGUCCCAAAUCACAAUUGAUCCGCAUAAUUGAAGGGUUUGAAACUGUGCCAUUCCGAUCAAAGUUUGAUACCUGGACUCAAGAAACUAAUACGACCGUGUCAGAGGAUGGUAGAGGCAGAGUUGCUGCACUUUUGCAACGACAAGGAGUAAACGUGAGAGGCCUGAUGAAAGCUGCUCCGCCAAAAGAAGAGCCUCAAGCUUUCAUUGAUUGCACCGGAAACCUGCAGGUUUGGCGUGUGAAUGGUCAGGAAAAGACUCUCCUUCAAGCCGCUGAUCAUUCGAAAUUCUACAGUGGAGAUUGCUAUGUUUUCCAAUAUUCUUAUCCCGGAGAAGAAAAAGAAGAAGUUCUUAUAGGAACGUGGUUUGGCAAGCGAAGCGUGGAGGAAGAAAAAGCUUCUGCAGUUUCAAUGGCGAGCAAAAUGGUUGAGUCAAUGAAAUUUGUACCAGCUCAAGCUCGCAUCUAUGAAGGAAAGGAACCAGUUCAGUUCUUCGUUAUUAUGCAAAGCUUUAUCGUUUUCAAGGGUGGUAUUAGCACUGGAUACAAGAAAUACAUAGCAGAGAAAGAAGUCGAUGAUGAUACAUACAGUGAGAAUGGUCUUGCUCUAUUCCGCAUUCAAGGGUCUGGUCCGGAAAAUAUGCAAGCAAUACAAGUUGACCCGGUUGCUACAUCACUGAACUCCUCAUACUGUUACAUACUACAUAAUGAUUCUUCUGUCUUUACUUGGACUGGGAAUCUAGCAACCUCAACUGACCAGGAACUCGUCGAGAGGCAGCUCGAUCUUAUCAAGCCAAACCUACAGACUAGAGCACAAAAGGAAGGUUCAGAAUCAGAACAGUUCUGGGAGUUAUUAGGAGGCAAAGCCGAAUAUCUGAGCCAAAAGCUCACAAAAGAACCUGAGAGUGACCCUCACUUGUUCUCCUGCACUUUCACAAAAGCAUGUGGCUCAAUCCCAAGCUUUUUUGGUCCUUUUGUGAUUUCUUGGCAGGUGACAGAGAUAUAUAACUUCACACAGGAUGACUUGAUGACCGAAGAUAUAUUUAUCGUAGACUGUCACUCAGAGAUCUUUGUAUGGGUUGGCCAAGAAGUAGUCCCAAAGAACAAGUUGCUAGCUUUAUCUAUCGGAGAGAAAUUCAUCAAGAAAGAUUCUCUCCUGGAAAAGUUAUCACCUGAAGCCCCUAUAUAUGUGAUCAUGGAAGGUGGUGAGCCAAGUUUCUUCACCCGUUUUUUCACUUCUUGGGAUUCAUCAAAAUCUGCUAUGCAUGGAAACUCAUUCCAAAGAAAACUCAGAAUUGUCAAAAAUGGUGGAACUCCAGUUGCAGAUAAACCAAAACGAAGAACUCCAGCUUCAUAUGGUGGCCGUGCCAGCGUUCCAGACAAGUCGCAGCAGCGUUCAAGAAGUAUGUCGUUUAGUCCAGACAGGGUUCGAGUGAGGGGGAGAUCUCCAGCGUUCAAUGCACUCGCAGCAACAUUUGAGAGCCAAAAUGCAAGAAACCUCUCAACUCCUCCCCCUGUAGUUAGGAAACUCUACCCGAGAUCUGUUACUCCUGAUUCCUCAAAGCUUGCUCCCAAGUCUUCAGCCAUUGCUUCUCGUAGUGCCCUUUUCGAACAACAAUCAAAAACAUCUCCCCAAGAACCUUCAAUUCCAAAACCACUCAAAGCGAGCCCGAAGGCACCUGAGUCUCCGGCGCCGGAAUCCAACUCAAAAGAAGAGAAAAAGGAAAAUGACAAGGAGGAGGAGAAAUCGAUGAGCAGCCGUAUAGAAUCUCUGACGAUUCAAGAAGAUGCUAAAGAAGGAGUCGAAGACGAAGAAGAUUUACCAGCUCACCCAUACGAACGUCUCAAGACAACUUCCGCUGAUCCUGUCACAGACAUUGAUGUAACAAGGAGAGAGGCUUACCUUUCAUCAGAGGAGUUCAAAGAGAAAUUUGGUAUGACAAAAGAAGCAUUCUACAAGCUGCCUAAAUGGAAACAGAACAAAUUCAAGAUGGCUGUUCAGCUCUUCUGA